Diaporthe batatas is the source of this 1642-nucleotide messenger RNA. RefSeq lists its product as uncharacterized. Bases 1 to 1539 code for a protein of 512 amino acids. NCBI's taxonomy places the organism in Eukaryota, Fungi, Ascomycota, Sordariomycetes, Diaporthales, Diaporthaceae. The record is from RefSeq and is a predicted model, not a curated record. Gene Ontology annotation, molecular function: iron ion binding; oxidoreductase activity, acting on paired donors, with incorporation or reduction of molecular oxygen; monooxygenase activity. The transcript is spliced from 4 exons.
AUGGAGGCCAUCGUCGCUAUCUUGACGUGGUCUUGGUGGCGAGUCGGCGUGACGGUUGUCCUGUAUUUCGUGAGCCUGGGGUUCUAUCGCCUGUUUCUUCAUCCCCUAUCCCGAUUUCCCGGCCCAAAGCUGGCAGCAGUCACGCGUUGGUACGAAGCCUACUACGACAUUGUCAAGGAUGGUCAAUACACUUUCAAGAUCGAGCAAAUGCACAGGCAAUACGGACCAAUCCUCCGCAUCAGCCCCCACGAGCUCCAUGUGAGCGACCCUGCCUUCUUCGAGACACUCUAUUCUUAUGAAGGGAGGUGGCACAAGUACGACUGGGCAGUCAAUGCAUGGGCAGCUAAAUAUGCCACAAUCUUUACGGCAGACCACGAACUUCACAAAGCCCGCCGUCACCCUCUAAGCCCUUUCUUCUCCACGUCCAAAGUAGCCGCUCAGCAGUCGUUAAUCCGGAAACAUGUCCAAAAGCUUCAGAACCGCUUGGCAGGAUUCACCAUAUCCGGGGAGACAGUCAACCUUGGGGCUGCUACUACCGCCUUAACCCGAGAUGUGGCGAAUGAUUUCGUUCUUGGCAAAAGCUAUAACAGCCUCGACCGAGAUGAUUUCGAUUUUGCCCAGCUCAUUGCAAGCCAUGGGGCUGGAUCCAUGUGGCGCUUGUCGAAGCACCUACGAUGGGUUGCACCCACAAUGAGAUCGGUACCUAUCAAUUGGAUGAUAAGAUUUGGUGAUGAAGGGAUGAAGGCUUUCUUUGGCCAGUUAAAAGAAAACAUAAAGGAUACGGAAACUCUCAUGACGGCGGCCCAACACGGCUCUUCGGCCCCCAGUAUCAACACACAGAAACGCACAGUGGUCCACGAGAUCCUCGAGUCCAGGCUCCCGCCGCACGAGAAGGCCUUUGUGCGCGUCUUUGAAGAAGUAUCCACCGUGACCGGGGCAGGAUUCGAAACAACCGCCAGCGCCCUGCGGCUGAUCUUCAUCAACCUCUUCAGCAACGCCGAAAUCCUCCAACGGCUCAGGGCCGAGCUCUCAAUCAUAAACCCCCAGUCAGGAGGGGGGCCGAGCCUCCAGGAGCUAAAGCGCCUGCCGUAUCUGACCUCGGUCCUCAUGGAGGGGCUGCGUCUCAGCCCGGCCCUUGGCACGCGCAUGGCGCGCGUCUCCCCGGACAGGACCCUCCGCUACGGCGGGUGGCAGAUACCCGCCGGAACACCUGUCGGCAUGACGGUCAUACUGAUGCACACCGAUGGGACGGUCUUCCCUGACCCUUGGAGCUUCAAGCCUGACCGGUGGAUGGAUCCUGAGCUGCGCAUCAAGGCUGAGAGGUCGUUCGCCCCCUUCUCUCGGGGCACGAGGAUCUGUUUGGGAAUGAAUCUUGCAUGGGCCGUAAUGUACAUGGUGGUGGCCGGGCUUGCUCAGCGUUUUGACUUUCAGUUCGAGGACGCGACAGCUGAGGAUUUCUUGUGCGUGAGUGACCAGUUCUCACUUGGCACCAGAGCCAAAGGCUCGCUGAAGGCCUUUGUAUCAGAUCAUAAUGCCUGAGGUCACUGGUUAAUUUGUGUCCCACAUACUUGAGGACUCUUGCAGGGGUUAUUAGGAAUUUUAGACUAGGUUCUUAAAUAGGUUCUCAAAGAUCAGAUUGUUG